Molecule: messenger RNA, 1668 nt
Organism: Triticum turgidum subsp. durum (durum wheat)
Lineage: Eukaryota; Viridiplantae; Streptophyta; Magnoliopsida; Poales; Poaceae
Source: the annotation of a GenBank genome assembly
AUGGAUAGGUACGCAAGCAAAGCCCUGACUGAGCUAGCAUCUGGCACGCACCCUGCUGCCAAAACAACACGCACGCACGCAACACACUGCAAAUUUGCAAUGUGCCAUUGCUCCCAGCAGCAAGCACGAUGCGUCCACGAGGCUCUGCUCCAGCCACCCGUGCUGCAUGACCGGCCAAAGAAAGCGCGAGGCGGCGGUGGCGGCGGCGCGAGUGCCGAGGUGGCCUCCAUCGUGCGGCUCGCCGUGCCGAUGGUCGGCGCGGGGCUGCUCAUGUACGCGCGCUCCCUAGUGUCCAUGAUCUUUCUUGGCCGGCUCGGCCGCCUGCCACUCGCUGGCGGCUCCCUCGCGCUCGGCUUCGCCAACAUCACCGGCUACUCGGUGCUCUCCGGGCUGGCUGCCGGUAUGGACCCGGUGUGCGGCCAGGCGUUCGGUGCCGGCCGCACGUCUGUCCUCGCCGCGGCGCUCCGCCGCACCGUCUCGCUGCUCCUGGUCGCGUCCAUCCCCGUCAGCCUGCUCUGGGUCGCCAUGCACCGCAUCCUCGUCGCUACAGGGCAGGACCCCGACAUUGCGGCCGCUGCUUACGACUUCAUCAUGUGCUCGCUGCCAGACCUCCUCGUGCAGUCCUUCCUCCACCCGAUCCGCGUGUACCUCCGCGCGCAGGCCAUCACGCUCCCAAUCACGUACGCAGCCGCCGCCGCGCUCCUGCUCCACGUUCCCAUCAACUGCAUCCUCGUGCAGGGUCUCCACCUCGGUAUCCGCGGCGUCGCCCUCGGAGCCGUCUGCACCAACCUGAACUUCUUGCUGUUCCUCGUGACCUACGUGUACUUCUCCGGACUAACGCAUGGCAAUGGCGGCAGCGAUGGCAAAGAUGGCGCAUGUUUGUCACCGAUGGAGGAACCUGCUCUGGAAUGGGGCCGCUUGGUGAGGCUCUCCAUUCACAGCUGCAUGUCGGUAUGCCUGGAGUGGUGGUGGUACGAGAUCAUGGUCAUGCUUUGCGGCGUGCUCGCCGACCCGAAAGCGGCGGUGGCAGCUAUGGGAAUACUCAUACAGACCACGUCACUGGUGUAUAUCUUCCCUCAUUCCCUCAGCUGCGCCGUGUCCACGCGCGUCGGGCAUGAGCUCGGCGCGGGUCGGCCGGAGCGUGCGCGCCUUGCGGCACGUGUCGGCCUCGCCUGUGGCGCCGCGCUGGGCCUCGUGGCGUGCGCAUUCGCGGCGUCCGUGAGGGGCAUAUGGGCGCGGAUGUUCACCGCAGAUGCGGCCAUCCUGCGGCUGACGUCCGUGGCGCUGCCCAUUCUCGGCGCCGCCGAGCUGGGCAACUGCCCGCAGACAGCGGGUUGCGGGGUGCUCCGCGGCAGCGCGCGGCCGGGAAAGGCCGCGAGGAUCAACGCCUCAGCCUUCUAUGGCGUCGGCAUGCCGGCCGCUCUGGCGCUGGCGUUCUGGCCGGCACGGCUCGACUUCCGGGGCAUGUGGGCCGGCAUGCUGGCGGCACAGCUGGUGUGCGCGGCCCUGAUGCUGCGAGCGGUGCAGCGCACGGACUGGGAAGAUCAGGCCGUUCGCGCGCGCGAGCUGACCGGCGCGGAGGCCCAUGGCGACGUCAAAAGCUGCCAUGCAGACGCAGACAGAGUGAUGGCGGGCAACGGCUUGCUCGUGGUGACUGUGCUAAGUUGA